AUGGCUUCAGACUCAAAUUUUGUGCAGGCUGCGAUCCCACGUUUUGAUGGUCACUAUGACCAUUGGAGUAUGCUAAUGGAGAAUUUUCUACGGUCCAAAGAGUAUUGGCCGAUUGUUGAAUCUGGAAUUCAAGCAACAACACCUAAUGCAGUCUUGACAGAUGCCCAGAAAAUAGAGUUGGAAGGGAGAAAACUCAAGGAUUUGAAGGCAAAAAACUACCUCUUCCAGGCAAUUGAUCGUCCCAUCUUGGAAAUAAUUCUUAGCAAAGAAACUUCCAAAGAUAUUUGGGAUUCCAUGAAGAAAAAAUACGAAGGCUCUGCUAGAAUGAAGCGUGCACAUCUUCAAACUUUGAGAAGAGAUUUUGAGACUCUACAAAUGAAGGAUGGAGAAUAUGUCACCAGCUACUGUGCCAGGACUAUGAAGAUUAGCAACAAAAUGUGCUUUCAUGGUGAGAAGAUGGAAGAUGUCACCAUUGUUGAAAAGAUAUUGCGUUCCCUGACACCAAAGUUUGAUUAUGUCGUAUGUUCGAUUGAAGAAUCGAAAGACAUAGAUACAUUUUCUCUUGAUGAAUUGCAGAGCUCCUUAUUGGUCCAUGAACAGAAGAUGAACCGAAGUUCAACUUCAGAGGAGCAAGCUUUGAAGGCUUCCACCUUUACUCAUUUCUCAAACUCAAGAGGAAGAGGUAAAGGUAGAGGUCGAGGAGGCAGAAACAACAAUGAAAUGGGAACCAACAACAAAGUCAUCAUCAGGAGAGUAAAUUUCAAAGAAAAGGCAGAGGACGUGGAGGCCACCAUCGACAACUUAUCGAUCAAAGUCAACAGACAAGUCUAA
Molecule: messenger RNA, 831 nt
Organism: Hibiscus syriacus
Lineage: Eukaryota; Viridiplantae; Streptophyta; Magnoliopsida; Malvales; Malvaceae
Exons: 1
Coding region: 1-831 (276 amino acids)
Source: RefSeq, a predicted model, not a curated record